GUCGCAUUCACUGUUAUCGUCGCAUACCCCACCAGCACAUACACCAAUCUAUUCCUACCACGAGCACCCACAAAUAUCGCGCCGAUACUACGACUGCAAACGAUCCGCCAUAUGCGAACACGAUGAACGAGCCACCGGCGAAGCGGAGGAGGACCAUUUCGCCUGAUGAACAAACAUCAAGCCCUCUGAGGAAGCCUCCUCGACGACCGUCUUUCGCAUCGCCUACAAAAGCCAGCCUUGCGCGGAACUACCCGAAUCUCUUAUCUUCGUCACCUCUCAAAGCAUCUCCAAGACGCAACAGGCAAGCGGGGUUGUCAGCCAGACGUGGUCCUCGAGCAAGGGAAGAGAGCGAUUCGGGACUACCGGGGGAUGAAGAUGAGCCAGAACUCCCGGGAACCCCUUCUCAGAACGACCGCGAAAAUCCAAAGCAGCCGCGCCGAGGUAUCCUCUUCUCCUCACCAAGCAAGCGACCUCCGCGUGUCAGAGAUCCUGUAAAACAGCCUCCACCGACUUCGAGAGCACCAGCAGUACAGCCCGAUGAUAUCACAGGGCCUAUAGAGGAUGGUCCUGUCGAAGACGUCACUCAGGAAGCGGUGCAAGAGAGACAACCUCCAGAUCCAGAGAUCGAGAGAAGGAGACAAGAGAAGGCACGUCUGCAGCGCGAGGUAGAAGAGUUGGAGGCUCAAGUAUCAAGAUGUAUCGACGAGGUGGUCAAAGAGCAGCGUCGUGGUCCAGAGGAUUCUUUACGGCCUCCAGAGCGCGACAGUUUGAAGAAGUUCGUAUCCGAGAUCAGCGGUACUGAUACAGAGCCGGAGAAGUCAGCACCAGUAUCAAGUCUGCUUUCAUCGUUCCUACCAUUCGCCGCCCUUUCCGUUCCUCCACCACGCCCGAAACAAGCAGAAAAGCCAGUUCCGUCCCAUCGGCCAGUGGAACUAGCAGAUCCCUUGCCUUACCUAGAGAUGUUUACAUCGCUCAACUUCUCCACACAACUCAGCCUGCCUCGUAGCAAGAUAUCUCCGGCGUCGCAGCGCGUUCAUCAGAAACACACCAUCGAUAUUGCCGGCCCACAGAAGCUGUUGACGGCCCAGGUUUCGAUUACAAUCGACGCGUUGACGCACGAAAUUAUCGACAUGCAGCUGCUUCGGAUCUCACCAUGGGCCGAGCGUGAAUUAGGCACCUACAUCCGCGCAAGAGCGCUCGAAAGAGAUCUCGGUAAUGCCUCCUGGGCCAUGGACUCAUACUGGCAAAUCGCAAGGAAACGAGCGCAACACUGGCACAAGUGCGAAACCAACUUUGCGCAUCUCCUCGUGGGUCGCACCGCGGAAGAUACCGAGAACACUCAGCCAGUAAAAUCCAUCACGCGCAAGGAUCUAAGCAGGAACUUGGGUCGCGAUACCUUGAUUCUACAAGAUAAACACGUCUUACUGAAGCUCAAUUGGCGGAUCGGCUUCGAUUGGACGGGCGAGGCGGAGUCGGAUGUCAUCGUGGAAGCCGCGUUUCCUCAGGUGUGGUCGGAAAUAGGUGAUGGUGCUGCUGCUUUUAAGAAGAUACCCCAAACUUUUGCUUCUCUUGUUCGCACAAAGGGUGCUUUUCAGGCUACUAGUGUCAUGGUAGCUUUGCUGUUUUCUCAGUAGAUGGGAUAUUUAUAACGCAUCCUGAAGAUAUACUGCUUAUUCUUGAGAGGGAAUUCAGUUGUAUUCCAUAUCAUUGGCGAGUUCUUCAUAUUUGCUAUACAAUUCAUUUGAGAGCGUCAUUGCGUACGUGUAGGUAUGCAUUGCGGAACUUAUGAGUGGCUCGUCGGUUCUGCGUCAUCGCGGUACCAUAGGAUAAAGUGAAGUGGAUGGUAACCACAGUAUGCGCGUACACAGCGAUUGUGAGUCGAAGAUAUCACUGGUGAGGAAUUAGUCGCUCAACCAUGGUACAGUUCAAGAAGGAGGAGCCAUCUCAUGUUGUUAUUGGUACCUUCCAUAGCUGUUAGCGUACUGCCUAUAUAGCC
Molecule: messenger RNA, 1996 nt
Organism: Alternaria alternata
Lineage: Eukaryota; Fungi; Ascomycota; Dothideomycetes; Pleosporales; Pleosporaceae
Exons: 2
Coding region: 123-1634 (503 amino acids)
Source: RefSeq, a predicted model, not a curated record